Molecule: messenger RNA, 1515 nt
Organism: Aspergillus versicolor CBS 583.65
Lineage: Eukaryota; Fungi; Ascomycota; Eurotiomycetes; Eurotiales; Aspergillaceae
Product: flavin monoamine oxidase family protein
Exons: 5
Coding region: 1-1515 (504 amino acids)
Molecular function (GO): oxidoreductase activity
Source: RefSeq, a predicted model, not a curated record
AUGAAGCCGACCAGCAAGACAACGCAAGAUGGAUAUUCGUGGACCAGGGCAACUGGAAUCCGAGAGGGUAGCCUUCAUUGCAGAGGCGUGGUAGAACCGCCGCAGAAGAUAACCACGCCGGCCGGACAUGUCCACGACGCAAUUGUCAUUGGAGCCGGCUAUGCAGGACUCAUGGCUGCCCGUGAUAUGACAGACCAGGGCCUUUCGGUGCUAAUGCUGGAGGCUCGAGAUCGAGUUGGAGGCCGAGCGUAUACGGUGGAGGAAGACGGUAUUUUGUACGAGAUGGGUGGGACAUGGGUUACGCAUCAUAUGGCAUAUCUGUUCAAAGAGAUGGUGCGCUACAAGAUGGAUCGUGAUCUUCUUCUCACCCAGCACCAUGAGUAUGAGAAUGACUACUACACUCUUAAUGUGCCUGGCACGCCCCCUCGAAAGCUCUCUCACGAGGAAGCAGGAAAACUCACCGGCCGAGCCUGGGAUAUCUUCGUCAACGUAGACGGCCACAACUGUCGCCAGGUCUGCCCACUGCCUCACGCCCAACUCGACAAUAUCCACGUCGACCGGAAGGAGGUAGAACAGCUGGAUAAGCUCUCCUGCCGCGAGCGGUUCGAGCAGGUGAAACACCUCCUAACACGCGAGGAAGCCGGUCUCCUCGUCGCCUUGCUGCUGCACAUUUCAGGCGGAACCAUGGAGACCUCCAGCCUGUGGGACAUGGUGCGCUCUCACGCACUCAUGUCGUAUAGCUCCGCCAACUUCGGACCCAUUUGGACGACGUAUAAACUGCGAGACGGGCAGUCGGAGCUGUCGAGGCGCAUGUUCGACGACGCGGUGGCGCACGGACUGCAGUAUUCCCUCCAGACUCCGGUCUUUUCUAUCCAUGACAGUACCGGCUGUGUUGGGGUUAAGAGCACCAUUGGAAAUACUUAUCGAGCGCGUCGCGUUGUGUGCACGAUUCCGCUCAACGUGCUACAAACCGUUCAGUUCACCCCUUCCCUGUCUAUUAAGCGUCAGGAGGCUCUAGCGCUGGGCCAUGUUAACUUCAUGACCAAGAUCCAUGCAGUGGUGGAAGGGUCUGGGCUGGCAUCAUGGAAUGGGAUGCGAUACCCGAAUCUCCUCAUGUUCGGCUACGGGGACGGUGUCACCGAGAAUGGCAACGCGCAUAUUGUAGGCUUUGGCAAAGACGAGCGAGGCACGUAUGUACCGGAGCGGGAUCCGGCGAAGACAAUCGAUGCGUUUCAAAAGCUACACCCUAUGGACGUAAAGAAAAUGGUAUUCCAUAACUGGGCCACGGAUCCCUGGUCCCGAGGCGGUCCCGCUUGGUGGCGACCAGAGUACAUGACAAAGUAUCAGGAGGAGCUGCAAAGCCGCCAUGGCAAUGUUCUUUUUGCCUCUGCAGACUGGGCCCAUGGAUGGAGGGCGGCUAUUGAUGGAGCGCUGGAGCAGGGGUGUUUGGCGGCGCAGGAGGUCGUCGCUGAAGUCCACACGACGGGGAAAGGGCCUGCCAGGGCACGAUUCUAG